GCUUCCUGGGGGUUGCGCGAGCGCCGCGGCGGGCGCGAGCCGCCGCCGUUGGGCCGCGCCGCGCCGCCAUGUUCACCAGCACCGGCUCCAACGGGCUUUAUAAAGCACCUUUGUCAAAGAGUCUGUUAUUAGUCCCAAGUGCCAUCUCGAUUCUAUUGGCUCUACUCUUCCAACAUUAUCAGAAGUUCUUUGCAUAUAACCUACAAGGUAUAAAAGAGGAUUUUCAGAUUUGGAGACUUGUAUUUGGGAGAACAGUAUGUCUUGAUCUGAAAGACACAUUCUGCAGCAGUCUGCUCAUCUAUAACUUUAGAAUAUUUGAAAGAAGAUACGGCAGCAGAAAAUUUUCAUCAUUUUUGCUGGGUGCCUGGAUGCUCUCAGCUUUGUUUGACCUCCUCCUUGUGGAACUUGCUCAGUAUAUAUUUGGCUUCACCAUCAGCAGCUUGCCUUCUGGUUUCUUGGGUCCUGUAUUUGCUUUGUUUGUACCGUUUUACUGCUCCAUUCCAAGAGUGCAGGUGACACAAGUAUUAGGCCACUUUUCUAUCACAAACAAGACUCUGGUCUAUAUACUGGGUUUACAGCUCUUAACCUCUGGUUCCUACAUCUGGAUUUUAGCCUUAAGUGGAUUGAUUUCUGGGAUUUGCUACAAUAGUAGUAUAUUAAAGGUUCAUCAAAUUCUUUGUGUACCCAGCUGGGUAGCAAAGAUAUUUUCUUGGACUCUUGAACCAAUCUUCUCAUCUGCGGAACCAACAAAUGAAAUUCGAGUGGGAAUGGGAGCAACGGUGGACAUCCAGAGACAGCAGAGGAUGGAAUUACUGGAUCGUCAAAUCAUGAUGUCUCAGGUUGCACAGAUGCAACGGCAAAGGCAACAGCAGGGUGGGAUGAUUAACUGGAAUAGACUAUUUCCUCCUUUGCGUCAUAGACAUAAUGCAAAUUAUCAAGAUCAUCGCCCGUCUGAUCAAGAAACACCUCCACCUACUGAGGUUUCUGAAGAGCAGGUUGCACGACUUAUGGAAAUGGGAUUUUCCAGGGGAGAUGCUCUAGAAGCUUUGAGGGCUUCAAAUAAUGACUUAAAUGUAGCCACUAAUUUUCUACUGCAACACUGAUGGUUUUCUGUGUGGAGGAACUUAAUGGGUUUGUGUAAGUCUGAAAGAGAAUCAAAGCCACCUGCUGGACAGACUCGCAACGGCUGUCCCUGCAAGCAGUGUUAGAAGAAUCUGUCUCCACGUGAGUGAUGAUUCAAAGCAAUGUUAAUGAAAUGACGUGAACUGUUCCCAAGCCUUCAAAUCAAUUGAUUGUUUCUAUUCUGCUUACCAUUUGAAAAUAACUUUAAUUUCUACUUAUUACUGGAUAUCAUCUAAAUUUGUUUUAGAAAUAAAAUAGGUGGGGAUUUUUUCUUGUGAAUCAUUAUUAGACAUGUUAUCCAAAUUAAUGACUAGGAAAAGAAGCUCCAGCAACUACAAACAGCUAAAUUUAUCUAUCAAGAAAAAUCAUAUUUUCUUCAUUUACCAGUUUAAUUCCUCUAGCUUACAUGUUAUUUUACAGUAUUUGAUUUUUGGUUACAGUAAUAAGAUGUUUGAAGGUCACUUCCUUUUCAGCUCAGUAAAGGAUUGUGGGAAUGUUAUGUCAUUCUUCAGAUAGUUUUAUUAAUGCUUGUAAUAUUUUAUUUCUUGAAUUCCCUUUUAAAUAAAAGUUGUCAUUCAGCACAUAAUACACACAUAGGAUAAGAGAAAUUUUAUAUGCAUAUUGCAAGCUACGAUAAGUGACCACUGUAAAUUUAAAUUUUACAAACUGAGUAAAUGACUAUUCAGAUACAGAGCAUGAAGGUAUUAACUGGAAGCAAUAAAGGUGAAUUGAAUGAUACAAUAAGAUCAGAACUGAGAUUGUUUGAAUGACUUCCAUGUCUGAUUCAGACAGAUUUCCAUAACAUAAUGUAGGUAUGCUCAGUGUCCUAUGUGUCACUUUCAUUUUUUGACCUGGCUACAUACUGUCUUAAAGAAUAACAGAAAAAGUUAACUUUUCUAUAUAGUUCUAGUUUUCUACUGUCAAAGAUGUGAAUUACCCUGCACUUGCUGAAUCCUCACUGUUGGAAACCACACUAAUUGUUGAUCACAGACUGGAAUAUUACACUUAAAAGGAUUUGAUUCGGGCUAAUACAAGAGUUACAAGGUAGUAUGAUGCUGAUUUUGAAGUUUAAAAUGAAAAAUGGGUUUAUUUGGCUAAACUCUUGGAAGUGCUCAGUUAUUAGCCCCUGAGGAGUUUGGGGAGGUGGGGAGGAAAGAGGGCCACAUCUCUGAAAAAUGAAGCUGAAGUAAUACGAAAUUCCAAACUGCAACUCCAUGAUGAAAUGGAUCUAUACCCGUACCUUAACAUUUUAUGUAUGUUUGAGUAUAUGUACUUUUGUUUGUAUAGUGUGUUAUAUGUGUUUAUGUACACACCCGCAUAUUUAAUACACACAUUUAGAAUAAGAUAUAAGUCGUCAGAAGCAUAAUAAACACCAUCGCAGCUGGUGAAAAGAGAAGAUGGUGAAAGAAUACAGAAAGAGAGAAUAAUUUGAAAAUCUAAAUUACUAGAUGUUUACCAAAGUACAUAUUUGUGGGGUCUUACUGUGGUCUGGAAAAUGAACCAGGAAUUACUUACUGGGAGGGGAGAGAGUAAAACUGGAAAAGGUCUUUCAGGUGUACAAGUCCUCCCCCAGAGCUGGCAUCAGAUAUGUUCAUCUAUAGGCACCCUUUGGUAAUGAAAUCAGGAACUGUGUGUAUGUUUAAUAUUUCCCAGUAAAUGUAUUAAGAAAU
This is a messenger RNA of Rhea pennata, 2792 nucleotides long. RefSeq names its product UBA domain containing 2 (gene UBAC2). The transcript is spliced from 9 exons. Gene Ontology annotation, molecular function: serine-type endopeptidase activity; protein binding. Lineage: Eukaryota; Metazoa; Chordata; Aves; Rheiformes; Rheidae. Bases 69 to 1103 code for a protein of 344 amino acids. The record is from RefSeq and is a predicted model, not a curated record.